UAGUUUUUUUUUUUCAUUUGUGAGACCUGACCCGUCAUUCUCCUUUUUCCUCAUCAUUCUCUCUCCUCUCUCUCGGAUCUCUUUCUCCCACCAGACCUGUCGAAGCUUCGACCACACGGGCCCAAGCCCUCACACAACACCGAAGGCCAGCUCUUCUUCUCCUCUUCCCUGUGUGCGGCCAAGCUUUCUUCUUCCCUGCGUGAGACCAGCUAGCUCCGGCCGGUUCAGCAACGAUGGUUUCGGUCUAAGAACAUUGGAAGGGUUCGAUUACGAAUCUAUUUUGGGGCAGUGCUGCGAAAUGCUUGUUGGGUACGUCUAGAUUCCGGUGGGGAUCGUGGGUCCGUUGUUGCUCGAUGGGUUCGAGUAUUCGGUGCCGAUGGCGACUACGGAGGGUUUUUUGAUUGCGAGUACAAAUAGAGCUUGCAAGGCUAUCCAUUUGUCUGGUGGGGCUACCAGUGUGUUGUUGAGGGACGGCAUGACUAGAGCACCGGUUGUGAGGUUUAAUUCCGCCAAGAGAGCUUCCGAGUUGAAGUUCUUCUUGGAGGACCCUGAAAAUUUCGGGACUCUUUCCAUCGUCUUUAACAGGCUGCAGGGUAUUCAAUGCGCUAUUGCUGGAAAGAAUGUGUAUAUCAGAUUUACCUGCAGCACGGGAGACGCCAUGGGGAUGAACAUGGUUUCAAAAGGAGUUCAGAAUGUUCUUGAUUUCCUUCAAAACGACUUUCAUGACAUGGAUGUUAUUGGCAUAUCUGGCAACUUUUGUUCGGACAAGAAACCUGCUGCUGUAAACUGGAUCGAAGGGCAUGGCACAUCAGUUGUUUGCGAGGCAGUAAUCAAUGAAGAGGUGGUGAAGAAGGUUUUGAAAACAAACAUCCAUGCUCUUGUAGAGCUUAACAUGCUUAAGAACCUUGUUGGCUCUGCCAUUGCUGGUGCUCUCGGUGGAUACAAUGCUCACGCCAGCAACAUAGUAUCUGCAGUAUUUAUAGCCACAGGCCAAAAUCCAGCACAAAACAUAGAGAGCUCUCACUGCAUUACCAUGAUGGAAGCUAUCAACAACGGCAAGGAUCUUCAUGUCUCUGUGACUAUGCCUUCAAUUGAGGUGGGUACAGUAGGAGGUGGGACACAACUCGCUUCUCAAUCUGCAUGCCUGAACUUGCUUGGCGUGAAAGGUGCAAGCAAAGAGUCCCCAGGAGCUAACUCUAAACUACUGGCCACCAUUGUAGCUGGUUCAGUGUUAGCAGGUGAGCUCUCUUUGAUGUCUGCUAUAGCAGCUGGGCAGCUUGUCAAGAGUCACAUGAAAUACAAUAGAUCCAGCAAAGACAUGUCAAAAGUUGCAUGCUAAACAGGUACAAAAUAAAAGAAAAAAAAGGGAAGGGGGGUUCCGGGUGUGAUUAUCGAGCUACAAUUAAAGAGAGAAGAGAGUCCACUAGUCCAGGCUAUGUUGUUUAGGGUGGUGCACAUGGGAAAAUGUUGGGGGUGUUCAAUUUUCCAUAGCUGUAAUAAGGGUUUUCGGUAUCUUGUGGUGGAGGAGGAGAGAGAGACAGAGGGAAAAGUAAUAUAACAUGGGGGUGAGUUGGGUUGGGUUGGGCUGUACGGGUUUCUCUUGUUCUUUUUUUGUUCUUUCCAACUUCUCUAAUUUUCUCCAAGUGUGAGGUGUCAGUGAGUAGGACAUUAUACUUGGCAGUGGCAGGCCAUCAUCUGUGCAAAUCUCCCCACCAUCAAAAUCUGUGGUCUGUAUUAUGUCGCAGUCUUGAUUAUUAUUAUUUUUAUUUUGAAAAAAAAAGAGUUGUUUUUGUCUUCUCCAUUGGGAGGAGGUGUUUGUAUAAUAAUGAUUGUACUUUUGUAGUGGGAUUCAUGUUCAAUCUAUGUCUUUUUCUCAGUCUUUUUGCAUACUAAGCUAAGACUUGGUGAAUUUCUUUG
This is a messenger RNA of Humulus lupulus (European hop), 1917 nucleotides long. RefSeq names its product 3-hydroxy-3-methylglutaryl-coenzyme A reductase 2. Gene Ontology annotation, molecular function: protein binding; hydroxymethylglutaryl-CoA reductase (NADPH) activity. Bases 377 to 1339 code for a protein of 320 amino acids. The transcript is spliced from 4 exons. Gene Ontology annotation, cellular component: peroxisomal membrane; endoplasmic reticulum membrane. Lineage: Eukaryota; Viridiplantae; Streptophyta; Magnoliopsida; Rosales; Cannabaceae. Gene Ontology annotation, biological process: coenzyme A metabolic process; sterol biosynthetic process; isoprenoid biosynthetic process. The record is from RefSeq and is a predicted model, not a curated record.